Messenger RNA from Trifolium pratense (red clover), 901 nucleotides. RefSeq names its product aquaporin NIP1-2-like. The record is from RefSeq and is a predicted model, not a curated record. Gene Ontology annotation, molecular function: channel activity. Gene Ontology annotation, cellular component: membrane. NCBI's taxonomy places the organism in Eukaryota, Viridiplantae, Streptophyta, Magnoliopsida, Fabales, Fabaceae. The coding region runs from base 7 to 819 and encodes 270 amino acids. The transcript is spliced from 5 exons. Gene Ontology annotation, biological process: transmembrane transport.
UCAGUGAUGGAUGACAAUUCAGGUAACAAUGGAACCAGUGGAAUUGUUUUGGACAUAAACAAUGAUGUCCCUAACAUUAGUGAAGAAGACUCAAGCUCCUACCCUACUUCUUCUUUCUUGCAAAAGUUGGUAGCUGAGGUGAUAGGCACAUAUUUCUUGAUAUUUGCUGGUUGUGCUUCUGUCGUGGUGAACAAGAACAACGAUAACAUCGUGACGCUUCCAGGGAUCUCAAUGGUUUGGGGACUUGCUGUAAUGGUGUUAGUUUACUCUCUUGGUCAUAUCUCCGGCGCUCAUUUCAAUCCUGCAGUUACCAUUGCAUUUGCUACUACAAGAAGGUUUCCCUUCAAACAGGUGCCAGCUUAUGUAGCAGCUCAAGUCCUUGGAUCUACACUUGCAAGUGGAACUCUUAGACUAUUAUUUAGUGGCAAACAUAAUCAGUUUGUAGGAACACUUGCAGCUGGGUCUAAUCUUCAAGCUUUUGUGAUGGAAUUCAUAAUCACUUUUUAUCUUAUGUUUAUCAUAUCUGGAGUUGCCACCGAUAAUAGAGCAAUUGGUGAGUUGGCUGGGAUUGCUGUUGGAUCUACAGUUCUUUUGAAUGUGUUGUUUGCAGGGCCAAUCACAGGAGCAUCAAUGAAUCCAGCAAGAAGCAUAGGACCUGCAAUUGUACACAAUGAAUACAAAGGAAUAUGGAUAUACUUGGUGUCUCCAAUUGUAGGAGCCUUGGCCGGUGCAUGGGCUUAUGACGUCGUUCGGUACACAAAAAAGUCAGUUCGUGAGAUCACCAAGAGUGCAUCUUUCCGAAGAGCAGCAGAGCCAUAGGGAUGACUUUGGUUGUAUGUUGAUUUAUAUAUAGCAUGUUUAGGUUAGUUUUCCCUUAAGAAGGUCACAUGUUAUAUAUGUU